GCGUCAGCGGGGGACGUGACGUAAGAGUACGGCGCCGUUUCUGACUGGAAUGGGAGCUGGCGAUGCCUGGAUUUGAUUUUUCAGAUAUUUUGAUCGUUUAAUCUGUGAAUGGCGCCUAAACAGGACCCUAAACCUAAAUUUCAAGAAGGUGAAAGAGUGCUGUGUUUUCAUGGGCCAUUACUCUACGAAGCUAAGUGUGUAAAAAUAAACAUCAAGGACAAGCAAAUCAAAUACUUCAUUCAUUACAGUGGGUGGAAUAAGAAUUGGGACGAAUGGGUUCCUGAAAGCCGAGUGCUUAAGUAUGUGGACAGUAACCUGCAGAAACAGAAAGAGCUUCAGAGGGCUAAUCAAGACCAUUAUGUGGAAGGAAGAAUGAGGGGAGUUGCACCGAAUAAGAAGAUCCCUGCUGCAUCGCAGAAAAAUGAUGUGAAAACCAAAAAGAACAAACAGAAGACUCCAGGAGCAGGAGAAGGGACAAGCUCUGGGGGAGACCCUGCCCACCCUCCACGAAAGAAGAGGGCACGUGUCGACCCAACUGUUGAAAGUGAGGAGACCUACAUAAAUCGAGUGGAGGUUAAAGUAAAAAUCCCUGAAGAGUUGAAACCAUGGCUUGUGGACGACUGGGACCUGAUCACACGGCAAAAGCAGCUUUUCCACCUGCCUGCCAAAAAGAACGUUGAUUCAGUUCUUGAAGAUUAUGCAAGCUACAAGAAAUCAAGAGGAAACUCUGACAGCAAGGAAUUUGCUGUGAACGAGGUGGUUGCUGGCAUCCGGGAAUAUUUCAACGUCAUGCUGGGGACACAACUUCUCUACAAAUUUGAGAGGCCACAGUAUGCAGACAUCCUGGCCAACCACCCGGACACAUCCAUGUCUCAAAUCUACGGGGCUCCUCACCUGCUCAGACUCUUCGUGAGAAUUGGAGCCAUGCUGGCAUACACUCCGCUGGAUGAGAAGAGCCUGGCCCUGCUGCUCAGCUAUCUCCAAGACUUCCUCAAGUACCUUGUAAAGAACUCUGCAUCACUCUUCAAUGCAAGUGACUAUGAAGUUGCCCCUCCAGAGUACCACCGCAAGGCAGUUUAAGGUUUAUUAUAGUAGGAAUUGAGGUUUUUUUCUGAAGUUUGGAGAUGACGUUCUCGCCUAUUUGGAAGGAUGCAAUUUUACAAAAAGCCUUUGGAGAACAGCUCAUGGGAGGUCUCUGUCGAUUAUUAAGGAUUUAUAAGAAUCAGUCCAAGAUGUCACACUAAUCCCUGGACAAAAUAUUUACUUUCAUGUGGAAAGCUGCUGAGAACGCUGUUCCUGUAUUGGUAUGUUCUUGAGUACCACUUUUUAGUUUCUAUGAUACUGGUUUUGUCUGGUGUUUACCAAGAUCUUUUGAAAAGGAAUUCCAUGUUUUUGUUUUUUUUUUCCUGUAUGGUUCAAAUGCUGGCUGAAAUGGUCUCGUUGGCUGUUGUCAUUUUCUAAUAAAAGUUUUUCAUUCUGUAUCUGA
Messenger RNA from Myripristis murdjan (pinecone soldierfish), 1486 nucleotides. It is a transcript of the gene morf4l1, whose product is annotated as mortality factor 4 like 1. Gene Ontology annotation, cellular component: nucleus; NuA4 histone acetyltransferase complex. The coding region runs from base 109 to 1080 and encodes 323 amino acids. The record is from RefSeq and is a predicted model, not a curated record. The transcript is spliced from 12 exons. NCBI's taxonomy places the organism in Eukaryota, Metazoa, Chordata, Actinopteri, Holocentriformes, Holocentridae. Gene Ontology annotation, biological process: regulation of DNA-templated transcription; chromatin organization.